AUGCAGCAAAAAUACCAAGGGUCCACAAGAGUCAAGCGUGCUCAACUACAAGCUCUGCGUCGUGAAUUCGAACUCUUAGGAAUGAAGGAGGGUGAGAAGGUGGACACCUAUUUGGGAAGAACGCUCAUUAUUGUUAAUAAGAUGAAAUCCAAUGGUGAAGAAUCUAAUGAUUUGAAUACCCUCAGCCUUGAUGAGCUUCAUGGUAGCCUACUAGUUCAUGAGCAAAGGAUGCAAGACAGUCAUUCAGAUGAACAGGUGUUAAAAGUCAUUCAAGAAGAGAGACCAGUAGUGGGUCGUGGUCGCGGCAGAGGUCGCGGACGUGGUAUGGGUCGUGGAAGAUAUGUGCAAAAUAAAGCACACAUUGAGUGCUUUUACUGUCAUAAGUUAGGGCACUGUCGGUAUGAAUGCCCUGAAUUGGAAAAGAAGGCUCAUUACGCAUCCUUUGAAGAAGGAGAGACAGAAGAAGAAAUUCUAUUGGUUGCAUAUGAGGAAACACAAAUUGUACAAAAGGAGGAUUGGUUUCUAGACUCAGGUUGCAGUAAUCACAUGACCGGGAAUAAGCUAUGGUUCACGAAAAUACAGGAAGAAGGACUUAAUAGAACGGUAAAGCUCGGCAAUGAUUCGACUCUAGCUGUCACUGCAAAAAGGGAGUGUUCGAAUUGA
This is a messenger RNA of Vigna umbellata (rice bean), 663 nucleotides long. The record is from RefSeq and is a predicted model, not a curated record. Lineage: Eukaryota; Viridiplantae; Streptophyta; Magnoliopsida; Fabales; Fabaceae.